GACUAAAUUUUGUGAAAAGUGAAAACAAACCGAGUCGAAGUUGUCGAUUUAGAUAUCUAGACGUGGAAGACUCCUAGAUUAGUUCUAAUUUUGAAUCUAGAUCUAUAUAAAAUCUCUCUCUAUAUAUAGACUAGAUCUACUGAUUUAUCUUGAUCUAGGUUGCAUACAAAAAUUCAUUUGUAAAAGGGAAUUUUACAAAACUAGAGUUUUAACAGAGAUACUUAAAAAAAUGGCAGCUUCUUCCAUUUCGUUAGAUGACUCGGAUGGAGACACUGAAUUAACUCUGCCAGAAUGUUUUGACCAUUGUUACAAUUUACACUGCUAUUUGGAUAAAACAGAUGAAUCAAUGGCAUCUGAUAAAGUUCAGGUGAAAAUUAAAGAAGGAAUUAAAAUGGCAGAAAAGGCAAUUAGAAUGGUUAACAGCUUAGAACUGUUUAGCAGAAAUGAAGACAUAGAAGAGAUUUCGUCCAAUGAAAUCAAAUACAUGUUAUUGUCUGCAUUUCUUGGCUACUUCAUUGGCUUGAACAUACAUCUACCUAGAGAAAUGGCUGUCAAACAAUCCAAAUUACACUACUCUGACUACCUGAAACUUCUCAAGUCAUACAAUGUCAUCAAUGAUGAGUAUCAUUUACCUGAAGAGGAAAAUGAAGACUCUGAAGAUUCUGUACCAGCUUCUUACAAUCGAACACGUCAGGAUGUUAAUGCCAUGUCAGCUCACAGAAACAAUAAAAUACAAAGAUUUAAAGAGAAGAAAGCCAUGGAGAAAAAAAUGUCGGAGCUGAAAGUUUUAAUAGAGAGAGAGCAUGUUGACGAGGAGGUGAAAAGAGAGUUUUACUUAACUCAGUUGAAACAUUGGGCUGCAACUGCUAUUGAUGAGAUAGAUAACUGUAAUUUGGAACUGCAGAUGUUAAAGCAUAAAAGUGAAAUGACCAAGGGUGUGUUCCAACAUACAGAGAACCCUGUGCACAAGAAAAAGCCCUUGAGACCAUUUAUUCUGACCAAAAAUGAGCUUCAGAAACAAGUAUUUGGUUUAGGCUACCCAGCUUUUCCAACUAUGACCAUUGAUGAGUUCUAUGAUCAAAAAGUCAAGGAAGGAACACUGUCCGAAUCAGUUCAAGGGGGCCAUAGCUUACAAGAGUGGGCCAUGAAUCCUGAAAAAGAUGCACAGGAUAGAGAGAAUGAAGAAGCUGAGAAGGAAGAAAAACAAGACAGAGAUGAUUCAGAGCUAUUGGCCAGGGCUAGAGCCAUGGAUGAGUUUAAAGAUGAACACAGGCGAGGAGAUGGCAACAGACAUAACAAAGGAUAAAUGUAUUGACACAUGAAUGACAUUGUAUGGAUGUUUUACUGGAGUGGAAGCCAUUUUAAUUGACCUUUAUUUUGGACAAUGAAUGAAAUUGAAAAGUGUGAAAGACAGUCUUAAGAGUGAACUUGAUUGAAUGCAAGUAUUUUAUUUUCUAUAUGCUGAUUUCAUGCUUUCCAAUGACAGUGAAUGUCGUCAUGUUAAGUUUUGUAAGAAGUUGAUAUUAUAUGUACUAAAAAAUUUAAUGUAUUGAAAUAGUUCUCUUAUAUUACUAAAAGAGCUGUUUUAAAAAUAUUACCUGAAUGUCUAUACAGAGUAUCAUAUAAUGUAAACAAUUAUUCUGUCAUUGUGCAAUGUUUUUCUACUAGUAAAAUUCUUGUUCUUAAUAAUGAUUUCUUAGAUCAAGAUUUUAAUAAGCAUAACUUCUGUUGUGGUUGUUUAUUUUAAGUUUCAACAAACAUUAUGUUUUUGCUUUGUUGCACUUACCUAACUAACAAGUUUUGCUAGUUAAAAAGUAUUACGACAGAGUCAAAGAUAUAUAAUAGAUUAGACUUGUAACAUCACUUGGGACAGAAGUGCCAUUUUAAUUAAAGUGAUCACCAUAAACUACACAUCAAAGCCAACCUCUUGCAUUAUCCAAAUUGACAUUAGUGCUAGUCAUUUGCUUCAUAUCUCUGCAAGAAAUAAAUUUAAUGUACCAGUAACUAUUAUUGCUGACCUAACUCAGAGUCUUAAACAGUUUUAUAGAAUUUUUAUAUUGCCCUUUUUUUUUUUUAUAUAUGACAUUGGGCAAGAGUCUUUUUGUAUUAUUCGAAUAAACAGUCCAUCAGUUUAUCAUU
Messenger RNA from Biomphalaria glabrata, 2139 nucleotides. RefSeq names its product immunoglobulin-binding protein 1-like. Gene Ontology annotation, cellular component: cytosol. The record is from RefSeq and is a predicted model, not a curated record. Gene Ontology annotation, biological process: regulation of signal transduction; regulation of dephosphorylation. NCBI's taxonomy places the organism in Eukaryota, Metazoa, Mollusca, Gastropoda, Planorbidae. The transcript has 10 exons. The coding region runs from base 230 to 1306 and encodes 358 amino acids. Gene Ontology annotation, molecular function: protein phosphatase 2A binding.